Eurytemora carolleeae is the source of this 873-nucleotide messenger RNA. Its product is annotated as transmembrane protein 185A. Bases 22 to 858 code for a protein of 278 amino acids. The record is from RefSeq and is a predicted model, not a curated record. The transcript has 5 exons. NCBI's taxonomy places the organism in Eukaryota, Metazoa, Arthropoda, Copepoda, Calanoida, Temoridae.
CGGGAGAGAGGAACGGAAGAAAUGGCAAAUCUUCAAGGAAUAUUCCAGGAGUUCAACGCGAGCAAGUUCGUCGUGUUCAGCUCCUUCCUCGGGUUCUCCCUCCUCCUCACCCUCAAGCUAGACAAAAAUAUCGACUGGUCCUGGUGGUCUAUCUUUAUCCCGCUCUGGAUAUGGAAGGGAAUUGCAAUCAGUGGAGCCCUAGUAGGUUCCUACGUAUGGUGGAGAACUCCUCAAUCACGUAUACUCUCGGAGGAAUAUGUUCAGUACAAAGCUAUGCUCAUAUCCCUGGCAGUUCAUCUUCUCCUUCUCAUGUUUGAACUCCUGGUAGCAGAUAAUCUACAGUCAGGGCGCCAUCUCUGGAUACUGGUUUUUAUCCCGCUGGUGUUUGUGAGUAUAAUCUCUGUUGGUAUCUGUGUCUGGAGUGUGAGACAUGAUCGAUCCUUUCAACUUGAACUCUUCUGUGCGGUCAACAGUCUUCAGUUCGUCUUUCUAGCACUUAAACUGGACGGUAUACUGAAAUGGUCCUGGGAGGUGACGUUUAUUCCCCUGUGGAUAGUCCUGUGCAUCUCUCUGGUGGGGGUCCUCUACACCAUCAUCUUCGCCGGGAUCCUCCUUAGGAUGCCGGAGGUGAACGCUGACCAGCGCAGAUCAUCAACAAACUCAGCUCUAGGUUACAGUUUCUUAGUCGUGCCUUUACUAGUUUACUUGGUUCUGUUGACCAAUAAACUGGACAAAACAGUGAAGAUCUCUUACUUCGCGGCCACCUCCCCCCUCUUCCUCACCUUCUUCACCCUCAUCAUCACCUCAUUCGGUACCAGGGGAGGUAGGCAAACAAUAUUAUUUUUGAUUUUCUUAUGAUAUAAUAUACAUAUA